GUUGACAGCCCCUGCAUCAAUGGAAAGGAGAAAGCUCUGGGGUUUCCCGGGCUACCAACCUUUCGCUGGGGCUGUUAACGUGGGAAGAGUGCUCAAGUUUGCCACUCUUCUGCCCCAAACGUGGGAUUUUCACUGUUCCCCCAGAUCUGACGCCCCCUCCCCCGAUUGCCUGGGUCUGACUCAUUGGCUGGUGCUUGUAAAAGCAGAACGGGGAGGGGAGGAGGGAGGGGGGAGCCUUCAAAGUAGCCGCGAUUGGCCCCCGUUGGACAAGGCGCCCGUGAGCUUCGCCCCUGCAAGGGCGGCGGAGCCGGGGGGAGCGGAGCGGAGCGCAGCCUGCGGGGUGGAUCCCGCCGCCCCUUCAGGAAUCGACGCUGCCAUUCCCCGCCGCGUCCGGGCAGCCGAGAGGAGCGCGGGGGCUCCGAGGUUGGGGAAGUGCUGCGGCAACAUCGCAAUUGCCCUUUAAACAACAACAAAAAAAGAGGGGGGGGAGGGAAAAAAAAAAAAGGAUGAAGACGCUUAAAUGCCUCCUGCCAAAAGUAAAGAGCAAAUCUCAGUUGCAAUGGCUCUGCUAAAACUUGAUCAUGCGGGAUUUCAAGCGAUAAAGAGCUGCCGGGCUUACUGCGGCGGGAACAAGUUGCAGGAUGAAAUCCACGCACUAAAGGACCUAUUUUCCACUCCGUUGUUUGCAAAGGAAUCUACUGAAAUGACUUUGAGGAUCUUUAAACUGGAACUAUGUGGAGGGAGAAUGCACCCCCCUUUGCCUCUCUCCCUCUCCGCCUAGCUGCCCUCCCGGGAUGCGAUGUCGCUCGCAGGCUGCGGCGGGCAUCACGCGUGCGGCCAGCGGCGCGGAGACCGGCCCUGAGCCCGGGCACCGAGGGGCACGACAUGCCCGGGGCCUCGGCAUGCCCUGCACCACCUCCGGCACCUCCGGCAUCACCGGCACCUCCGGCUCCCGCCGCCGCUCCGUCUCCUGAGGCGCUGGGGGAUAAAGCUGGCAAAGAUGAAGAAAAUUGGCUGUGCUCUCCUGGUACUCCAAGCUCUUCUGGCACCUUUGGAUCUUGUUCGUGGAGCGGAGAAAAGUUACCCCAUCCUGAACAUUGCAGUGAUUCUGGGAAGGACCAAGUAUAUCACAGAGAGAGAUAUCAAAGCUCUCUGGACCCGGGAAAUGUCAGCAGACCUGACUGUUGAUGUCAAUGUAGUGACCCUUCUGGUGAACCAGACGGACCCUAAGAGCAUCAUAACACAUGUUUGCGACUUGAUGUCAGGCACCAAGAUCCAUGGAGUGGUUUUUGGAGAUGAUACUGAUCAGGAGGCAGUAGCUCAGAUUUUGGAUUUUAUUUCAUCUCAGACUUCUAUUCCAAUUCUUGGAAUUCAUGGCGGGGCCUCCAUGAUAAUGGCGGAUAAGGAUGUGAUGUCCACAUUCUUCCAGUUUGGGGCUUCCAUCCAGCAAGAAGCCAUCGUCAUGCUGAAGAUCAUGCAGGAUUAUGACUGGCACGUAUUCUCUCUGGUGACCACCACCUUCCCUGGAUACCGGGACUUCAUCAACAUCAUUAAGACCACAGUGGAAAAUAGUUUUGUGGGCUGGGACAUGCAGAAUGUCAUCAUACUUGAUACCGCCUUUGGAGAUGCCAAGACCCAAAUUCAGCUGAAGAAAAUCCAUUCAUCCGUCAUCCUGCUCUAUUGUUCCAAGGAUGAAGCUGUCUACAUACUGGAUGAGGCUCGUUCCCUGGGCCUCACUGGCUAUGAUUUCUUUUGGAUAGUUCCCAGCCUGGUUAGUGGCAACACAGAAAUCACUCCCAAGGAGUUCCCUUCAGGACUCAUUUCAGCGUCUUACGAUGAGUGGGACUACAGUUUAGAAGCUCGGGUACGAGAUGGCCUUGGCAUUAUUGCCACUGCUGCCUCAGCCAUGCUGGAAAAAUAUUCCUUCAUUCCUGAAGCAAAAACCAGCUGCUACGGGCAACUGGAGAAAAAUGACCGGCCGUCUCACACCUUGCACAAGUUUAUGAUGAAUGUGACUUGGGAAGGCAGAGAUUUGUCCUUCACAGCAGAUGGUUACCAGGCACAUCCCAGGCUGGUGGUGAUUGUGCUGAACAACGACCGCGAGUGGGAAAAGGUGGGGAAAUGGGAGAACAACUCGCUGAGCCUCAAGUACUCUGUCUGGCCAAGGUACAGCUCUUUUGCCGACAGCGACCCUGACGAUAACCACCUGAGCAUUGUCACCCUGGAGGAGGCUCCCUUUGUCAUCGUUGAGGAUGUGGACCCUUUGAUGGAAAGCUGCCAAAAAAACACUGUGCCAUGUCGUAAAUUUGUCAGAAUUAACAACUCAACUAAUGAGGGAAUUAACGUAAAGAAGUGCUGCAAAGGAUUCUGCAUUGAUAUCUUGAAGAAGUUGUCUAAAACUGUCAAGUUCACAUAUGACCUGUAUUUGGUGACUAAUGGGAAACAUGGCAAAAAAGUCAAUAAUGUGUGGAAUGGAAUGAUUGGGGAAGUGGUUUAUCAUCGUGCGGUUAUGGCUGUGGGGUCUCUCACUAUUAACGAAGAGCGCUCAGAAGUGGUCGACUUUUCUGUGCCCUUUGUUGAGACUGGGAUUAGUGUCAUGGUGUCACGGAGCAAUGGCACAGUUUCACCAUCUGCUUUUCUAGAGCCUUUUAGUGCUUCUGUCUGGGUGAUGAUGUUUGUGAUGCUUCUCAUUGUGUCUGCCAUGGCUGUCUUCAUUUUUGAGUACUUCAGUCCUGUUGGGUAUAACAGGAACUUGGCACAGGGGAGAGAUCCCCACGGACCAUCCUUCACGAUCGGGAAGGCGGUGUGGUUGCUCUGGGGCUUGGUCUUCAACAACUCUGUGCCUGUGCAAAACCCCAAAGGGACAACCAGUAAAAUCAUGGUGUCGGUCUGGGCUUUCUUUGCCGUCAUCUUCCUGGCCAGUUAUACAGCCAACUUAGCUGCCUUUAUGAUUCAAGAGGAAUUUGUUGACCAAGUGACUGGACUGAGUGAUAAAAAGUUUCAAAGGCCGCAUGAUUAUUCACCUCCUUUUCGAUUUGGAACAGUCCCAAAUGGAAGCACCGAGAGGAAUAUCAGAAACAACUACCCUGAUAUGCACCUUUACAUGACGAAGUAUAAUCAGAAAGGAGUUGAAGAUGCCUUGGUCAGCUUGAAAACUGGGAAGUUGGAUGCUUUCAUCUAUGACGCAGCGGUGCUGAAUUACAAGGCUGGCAGAGACGAAGGCUGCAAACUGGUCACCAUAGGGAGCGGGUACAUCUUUGCCACCACGGGCUAUGGAAUAGCACUUCAGAAAGGGUCACCUUGGAAGAGACAGAUCGAUCUGGCCCUCCUUCAGUUUGUUGGAGAUGGGGAAAUGGAAGAGCUGGAAACCCUGUGGCUGACGGGUAUUUGCCACAACGAGAAGAACGAAGUCAUGAGCAGCCAGCUGGACAUCGACAAUAUGGCAGGAGUGUUUUACAUGCUUGCAGCAGCCAUGGCUCUCAGUUUAAUCACCUUUGUCUGGGAGCACUUAUUUUACUGGAAACUUAGAUUCUGCUUCACUGGAGUCUGCUCAGAUAGGCCGGGAUUGUUGUUCUCAAUCAGCAGGGGUAUUUACAGCUGCAUUCAUGGAGUACAUAUUGAAGAAAAGAAGAAAUCUCCUGACUUUUCUUUGACCAAUUCCCAAAGCAACAUGUUAAAACUACUGCGAACAGCGAAAAAUAUGACCAAUAUCAAUCCUUCAAGAAUUAACUCCCCCAAAAGAACAGCUGAUUUUAUUCAGAGGGGUUCCUUGAUUAUGGAUAUGGUCAUGGAUAAGGGAAACCUGAUAUUUUCUGAUAACAGAUCCUUUCAGACAAAGGACAACUUUUUUGGUGACAACAUGAGUGAACUGCAGACACUUCCUGGCAAUCGACACAAGGACAAUCUUAACAACUAUGUUUUCCAAGGUCAGCAUCCUCUCACACUGAAUGAGUCCAAUCCAAAUACAGUAGAGGUUGCAGUAACAACAGAAGCAAAGGUGAACUCCAGACCCAGGCAGCUCUGGAGGAAAUCUGUUGAAUCUUUACGUCAAGAAUCUGUACGUCAGAGCCAAGGCUCCCAGAGAGAAAACGGGUCAGAUGAAAACAGGCAGCUUUCCUUGAAAAGCCAAAGAUACCUUCCUGAAGAGAUUGUCCAUUCAGAUGUAUCAGAGACGUCAAGCCGAGCUACUUGCCAUAUGGAACCCGAAAACAACAACAAGCACCACAAAACCAAGGACAAUUUUAAAAAAAGGACAGUAGCAUCAAAAUACCCAAAAGACUGUAGUGAAGUGGAGCUGACAUAUCUGAAAACCAAACAGAGCUCUCCACGGGAUAAAAUCUACACGAUUGAUGCUGACAAGGAGCCAGGAUUCCGCUUGGACACCCCUCAGUACGUUGAAAACAUUGUCCUUCCAGAACCUAUAGAGUUUCCUGAUGUUUAUCAAGAUCACAAUGACAACUACAGGAAAGCAGAACACGCAAACAGGACUCCCUUGCACAACGACGACAGUCUUCCAAACAAUGACCAGUAUAAACUUUAUGCAAAGCACUACACUUUAAAAGAUAAGAAUGCUUCCCCGGUUGACGUGAACGAUAGGUACCGACAGAAUUCCACCCACUGCAGGAGCUGUCUUUCCAACGUGCCCACAUACGCGGGACACUAUUCGAGCAGAUCUCCCUAUAAAUGCGACGCGUGCUUGCGAAUGGGGAACCUCUACGAUAUUGAAGAAGAUCAGAUGCUGCAGGACACAACGAACUUAUCGCUUCCUGAAGAAAUAUAUGAGCAUAGUUGGUCACAAAAUAAUGCUCUGCAAUAUCAUAAAAAAAAUAAGUUGAGGAUUAGCAGGCAACAUUCGUUCGAUAAUAUCGCUGAUAAGUCUAGGGAAAUUGAUAUUGGAAGACCUUCUCGUAGUAUAAGCUUGAAAGAAAGAGAGAAAUUUCUACAAAGUAGUCCAUAUGCAAGCAUGUUUAGCGUGCCCUCAAGCAAACUGUUGGGCAACAAGGCCUCACUUUUCACUCGAGCUCUGGAGGACAGUAAGCGGAGCAAGUCCCUGUAUCCUGUUCACUCAGAUGAUAAUCCCUUCCUGCACUCGUCCCGUGAUGACCAGCACUUAUCUCUUAGGCGAAGUCCAGCUGAUCUUUAUAAACAUUCAUUACCAACAAGAGGAAGACAUGAUAAUUAUUUAAGGUCAUCUAUAAAGUCUACAGCCUCAUACUCUUCCAGGGAUGGUCGGAUCCAUAAUGACAUGUACAUUUCAGAGCAUGUUUUGCCUUACGUUGCAAAUAGGAAUAGCUUGUACUCAACUCCAAGGGUUUUAAAUUCCUGUAGCAAUAGACGUGUGUAUAAGAAAAUGCCUAGCAUUGAAUCAGAUGUUUAAAUUUUCCAUGAACACUUCAUCUAUAGGGAAAAAAUAGUUGCCACCAUCUUAGAGGGGAGAAUUUAUUCUUUAACAGUAUCCUGCUAUGGUAGAUGAUAUAUAAACCUCUCCCUUUCCCAGUGUACUUUUGUACAUGAAUAGGUAAACUAGUAUGCUCUUAACCAUCCUUUUAAAAUAUGUCUUGAUGAAAAGGAUAAAAAAAUAGCCGUUUAUGUAUGCAUUAUAUAUAAAUGGCAAGCUGUACUGAAAUAGCCCCAAUAAUGUUGGCAACUAUGCUGUUUGUAUCUAAUUAUUUUACUAUUUCGGUUAUUCUAAUUUAUGUUGCUAAGUAUCAUUCAAUGUACGUUUGUCCUUAGAAAUGUUUAAUGAUUUUCUAGCACUGGAUAAGCAAUAUGGUAUGCAUGUAGUAUGACACAGACAAAAAGAAUUAGGAAUGCAUUUGCACAGUUACAAACGUAAGACUCUAAAAGAGAACAGAAAGCUAGGGUUUCAAAAAUAUAUUUUAGCUUCAUAAUCAUUUUCAAAGCCAAAUAAUAAUUAAAAAACCCCAGACCCUGGGACCUCAAUAAAUAAAACAAUAGUGUGUUAGCACAGAAUUAGUAUGUUCAUUGGAGAUUGACAGAAAAUAAAUGGGAAGGCUGUAGGCCCAGACGUGUGAACUGCUGUGUACUAAAAGACAGCCCCAUGGAUAUCGGUUAACAUUAAUGUACAAAUGCUUUUCUUAUAUUUCACAUGGACUUACCAUUAGAAAUUAAGUUCAUUGAAAAGUCUGCAGUCAUCUUGUCAAAAAUUUCACAGCUGCCUAAUCCAGAGUAUAUAUUUUUAGAUAUCACUCUAUGGCACUUCCUAUGGAGCUGUGGACUUUAUUAGUAACCUUGAGGCCUAAUGUGUACGUGAGUUUGCUUUUGCCCCUUACUGGUGAUUACUCAGGGCUGUAUAGUGUUUCUUUUAUUCCUUCACUUCCCAAACGAAAUCCCAACCCACUGUAGUUCUGUGUUGACAGUGUAUUAGUGACAUCUAAUUAAUUGUAUGUUAAUAGUAUUAAAGCUGUUAAGACAGUGUCAAACACCAACAGCCAUACGUUCAGUGUAAGCAGUGAGGAGCGCAUACCAUUUAUUUGCAUACACAGUGAAGGAUUAACACCUUUUGAGGGACUUCUUCCUUCCAGAAUAUUGUGCAUAUUUGUUCAACAUCAGAUCCCUUUUUUUUAACCUCUCCAAUCAUGUCUGUUAUAUAAAUUGAAUAUAUGCACACAUAACUAAGGAACAGUAUAUUUGUUAUCACUGACUGGUAUCUGAAGAUGUUCACAUAACAGGGAUGCAUUGUUAUAUGACUUUUACUUCUAGAAAAGAUCACCCAGAUUAUUUCACAAAUAAAAUGUCGACUACACACCGCUCCUCACCCCCACUGGAAAAACAAACAAACCCAUGCUAGAUUUUAAUCAUAAGGGAGUGAGGAAGGGAAGAGAGGAAAGCUUUCAGGAACAGAGUGUACGGCUGUAAAUUUAAUUUAAACUAAAGAAGUAAAUAUAAUUGUUAAUAUAUUUAAAUACUGAAAAUGUUAAACAGGUGGUGCUCUCCCAUUCUCCUGCUAUUCUGAGAAUUGCUUUAGGUUUUUUGUGUAGAGGAAGUUUAGAUUAUUCAAGUAUUAUUCCUCACAUUUCACUGAGGAACAGUCAGCAGGGAAGCCAUUAGCACUGUGAACUGGAAAAUGUGAAUAUUACCCUAACUUUUCCCUAAACUAAACCUCUUUUCUACAGAGUCAUGCCUGUCGCUGUAGUUGUGGUGUUUGUGUGCCAGAGGAACAGUAUGCAGGUUGUUUGCAUUGGAACAGCGUACUGCAGAGGAGAGUUGCAAAUGGGAGAUAAUAUAAAGGAUACAUAAGGACAGGCAAAAUAUAGCUUCUUGAAUUUUGCUUACUAUUUUUUUAUUAAGCAGAUGUAAGCUGACUUUAACUACCAAACAGUCCUGAAUGAGUUCUUGAUAGUUACAAAUGUAUUUCUAUGUUCACCAUGAUGGUGAAAGAUGAUAUUUUUGAAGAAAGGAGGUGUAAUGAGAUUUGGGCUUCUCAGUCCAUUUCCAGCUUCCAAAAAUCUCAGUAUACUUUAUUUUAAGUAUGUUCAGAAAGCAUUUCUAUUUGCUAUCUGUAUGCUGGCCGGAGCAAAUAUGUUUUGAGUAUUCUUUAUUCAACCUUUGGUCACAGUUAUUUGCCCUCAUACAUGUUCUGUGCUUUCUGGUCCCUCACUGGAUGCAGUUCUUAUAAACAGAAGGUCCUUACCUGCCCUUAGAGAGAUUCACAUCUCUUAGGAAUAGUCGUAUGAACUAAGCAGGACGAGGAUGUUUAGGGUAUGAAUACAGCUUUUCUUGAACCAAAACCUUUUUCCAAAGACAUAGGGGUACUACUUGUCCAAGGUCUACAGGAAGGCACUAAAGUCAUAAAUAUUGUUGUAAUGAGUUUAAUAAAAGUAUUUCAGUCAAAUUUUAAUUUUCAAAUCAUAGUAUAUUAAGUAAAAUCUUAAUUCUUUUGAACUACCUGGUAUGUUUCAGCAGAUGUAGUAUUUGCUGGUAUCAUACCAAAACCUGUCAUGCAAGUCACUGACAAUUUUACCAAGUGAAUCACAGAAGCCAGUGGUGGCUCUUUCACACCAUCUUAAAGCUCUCAAAAUAUUUGCUGAUCGCUCUGAGUCUUUUGCAUCAUCAUCUCUAUCUAACUAGACACACAUAAUUCAGUAUAUAGACAAAUGAAGUUGUGGGAAAGAAAAACUUCCAUUUACAGCAUAUUCUAGGUAAACCCUUGAGAUCCAAAUGUAAACAUCCUAAACCCAGGUGGACUUAUCCUUCUGUAAAAUGUACAAGGAAAUUAGCUAUAAAGAAAUAUCUUGCAGUGUUUGCUUUUUUGAUUUGAGCAGAUUUCUAGUGAUUGCAGAUAUUUAUGAUUAUUAGCUGCAAAUAUGCAAUACAACCACCUCCCUUAAACCAAAAGAAAUCAAAGAGGCAGAGGGAAGACUUGAUAAUGUUGUGCAGCAGUUGUUCACAUGGAAAGAAAAGAUGCUACUUUAAAGGAGAUAAAAAAACCCCAAACCAACAGAUACUGAAAGUAGAGGGAAUAAGAAUCUGCAUGCUUUCAUUAUUUUGAUCUUGGCAUAUAAUAUGAGUGAAUAAAGGGGGAAGAAAAAGCUAAAGUGUAGGGGCGUAGGUGAGUAGCUGGUGUGGUUGCAGAUGUAGACGUGUAAAGAAGCAGCAGCUGAGAAGUUGAAGAAAACUCUUCAACAGUAGAGCCACAAGCCACAGCUUGUGAAGCUCAGCCGUAGAGCGCAUAGAAUUCUGAAUAUUGCCUGAGCUUUGUUGAUAUGUUUGCACUGACUUUGCAUUAAACCGAGAUCAAGACUUUCUGUAUUUCCCUCUCUCUCACUCUAGCUGCUGCUAUACUUGAAGAGGAGAAAAGAAUCUUCCUGCCUAAGUGGCCAUCCUUUCUGUACCUAUCUGGAUGGUGCUGGGGACUUGUUACAUUUUCCUGAUUACAGCUCUAGCGGUUUGUUGCUCAUUCCUAUCACCAGGAUUUGCCGUGGCGCCAGCUGGAACUGAAUCAGGCUGUAAAUGCUCGGGGCCGUUCUUGGUAGCAUGUCCUGUAGUGGUACACUGCUCCUGGACGACAACUUUGGUGGAGGCAGGAUAUUGAAUUGCUGAGGAGUGCAGUAGGUACAUGGAGGUAAAACCAGCUACAUAGACAUACCUGCCUCUUGCUUUUUUUCCUCUUUUAAAGAUAUUGUAGAACUUCUUCCUGUUUUUGUCUUUCCCUUUUCACUAAAGUAAAUUUUCCUUUUUCCUUUCAAAUGGAUUUUGUGUUCUGCUUGUGUUUCGUAGAGCAGUAUAGCCACCCACUAUCUUAAACGCAUGGAAAUAAGAUAUUUUAAUAUAUAAGAUAAAAUUAAAGAGAAUUGAGAGUUCUUGUAUUUCUGGAAAAUUUCAUUUAAUGUUUUUGCAGCUUUUGCUCAGAAUUCGUUAUUCUGCUAUCUAAGAACCUAGGUUAGCAAAAAGAGCGCUGUGGCCAAACAGAAACCAGCUCACCGCCAGCUCACUGUGUUUGGGCAGCAUCUCAUAAACACGUCUGUCUUUCCCUGUGAUCAUUCAGGAACACUUAGGAGGUGAAAUAAGGGAAAUCGAGAAUGUGUGGGGGGGUUCAUGGUGAAAAGAAAUAGGUUUAGGUACAUUUAAAGCUAGCAAAAGCUGUGUAGUGUUGGCUUGCUGUGCUGGAAGGCUGAGCUCUUUCUGUUGCCCGUGGGGAGAGAGAGAAUUCUCCAUCCGCAUGGCAGCUCAAAGCAUGGGAAGAUUGAAAGCAUUUAUGUGUGUGAUCCUCCUGAAAGAUUUUACUUCCCUCUCUUAACCUUUUAGAAAAUAUAGGCUCCUAACUUAGACAUCUCAGUUAGAUGGGCUUAGCAAACUAAUGGGUUACUUAUCCCUCCAGAAUCUGCUAGUUAAAUCUGCAAGUGAGUAGUACCAAGUUAAACCUUGCAGGUGUGUAUAGGUGCAUAUAGGCUCCUGUCCUUAUGCAGGUAGCACCUGUCAGGUUUGGGUUUUGCAGUAAUCCCAGCCUACUUGGUGCCAUCGUUUUCUUUAUCCAGCAUGAAAUAAAAGUGUCAGAAUAUGUUCCUUGUAGAACAACUUGCAAUUUUAAUAUUUCUGCAGUGUAGCAUAUGUGUCUUAGUGAUGGGGAAGAUUUUGGCACUAUUCCUUCCCUUGCUGGCUCCAUCAACGUAGAGCAGGAAUUGAGGUAUGAAUUGAAAGGUCUGAGAGUCAGCUUGGAUUUAGGAAGAAUUCAAGAGGUGAAUAAUUUUGUUGUUUUACAUUGCAUUUAAGAUGUUUGGUGUAUAAAACCUAGUGAAAACAGAUCUUUCAUGACAAAAUCUCUCUUAGUAUAGAGCAUUAACCAUCCUGUGGCUUGGCUCGAUUGUGUUUGGUGUUAAUCAUCACAUCAUGUGUUUCUUUCAAGAUGGAGUGUCAUCCAUCCCCUCGCUAAACUGGCUUUCCCAGCUCUCAUCCUAUCUUAGCUCAAGAGUCCUUUUAAAGUAGAUAUCUUUCCUGUAUAAGGCAAUCUGGUUUGCAGCAUAAAAACUGUUUUCCAGUGAUACACUUGAAUUGUUUGUUUUACCAAUGUUAUCUUUUUAAUCUAAAAUUCGUUUCAAUUGAGAGGUGAGCCUUCCAAGUAUAAUAUAACAGUGCUGAAGGAACUUCUGAAAGAGCAUAAAGGCCUUUUGAAGAGUGAUGUUUAUGAUAUAAGCUGUUUCCUAGCCAAACUCGCCUGUACUGUAUUAGCACCAUGUUAGUAUUUGCUAUGGUGAGGUGGGAGCACAGUUUAAUCGCAGGUGUGUGUUUAUUUGCAGAUGUAGAUGCAAGUUCAGACAGGUAGAUGGUGUGAUGGAGGAAAGGCUCUGGCUGGAGCCACCUGUGGGUGGGUUAAACAGGAGCAGCCUCAACACCGUCACGUCUUCCAUUGCUCUGCUCGUGCAGACUUUUCUGUCCGAUGUGCACAUUUCGUACGUAGCGUAAAGUUCUCGUCAAUAUUCGGCUUGCAUUGUGGAGUGUUCACCUUCAUUCCGGUGUAGCAGCCAUGUCUGUGGGAUGGAGAGGUGGUGGUCAAUGUUCUCUGGUGUCUGUCGCCUUGUUAAAUGGGAGCAGAAAUCCUGCCUGGCUUCUCUCUGCUCCGCUGGGGAGGGUCACUGCACCCUUGUAAAUAAGCUCCUCAUUAUGUCACCUCAGUUGAGCAUUUACCUUUCUUCGCCCUGCUUCUCUCGCCCUGUGUACAGCGUGCGCUCUCUGAAACACGUGCUCUUCCAACGUCCUGCAGCUUUGGAAGGCAGGAUUACAAUGUGCAUCGCCCCGCAAUGCACUGAAAAUGCACUUAGCUCUUCUCGCAGGUUCAUGAGCUUUUUUGUUACAUACUGCAGAAUAUAUCUGCCGUGACUGAAGUUGUUUUUAGAAUGAAUGCCAGUCUAAACAGCUGCAAGAAUCCACUGCUGAUUUUGUGAUGAUUCUGUCAUAUCUAUUAUUUAAGAACCAGAAAUAAUAUAAGUGAAAUUAAGUUACCUCACUAUUUACCAGGUUUUUGUUGUUUUGCACUUAAAUGACACUUUUUACUCCUUUUGCUUAAUUCUUUACCUGUAUUGAAAACAAUGCUAAAUUAGUAGAGAAUAUAACCAUUCUGUAACUUGUCAUGCAAUACCUUUAUUAAUAGAUAACCACACUAAAUAUAGUACUACAUAUUUAAGAGAGAUGGUUUUGCCUCUCCAACUCUUAAAAAGUAGUGGUGAUAAGCAGUUAUACUACUAGAUGUUUUGUCCUUUCCCUUUUGUAUUAGCAUUUGUUUUCACGAAUAUAUUUCAAAAAUUAUAUUUCUAUGUGCACGUUAUAAAACUGUGAAAAUAAAUACCAAUAAAUAUUGUGAUACUUAUUCAGUGCACUGUAAAGUUCCAAGUGAGAUGAUACUUUGCCUGGGAAUCGAUGAAGGUUUCCUCCCUUCUCAUAAAUGGUACUAAGCUUUAAUGUGGGCAAAUGGUAAUAUUUACAGUGACAUGCAAUUUUAAUGGAGAAUGUCUUGUUUUGCACUUCUAGCACUAAUAGAGGAAAUAUGUUUUUCUCAGCAAAUGCAUUAUGAGAAUACAAUUUUAAAAUUUGUUUUAUGCAUUGCAGUACAUAAGAAUAGCCAUUCUGAAGAGAUUUAUGUUACAUCAUUAGUACAGGAUUCUUUAGUCUGAUAAUUUUUAUGGAGAUCAUGGUGUUUAAUGGCAAAAACCUGUUGGAAAUGUAUUUUGGCUUCAGUUUCCCCUUGCAAAGCGUGUAUUUGGACUGCAGGUGACACAGUGGAAGGUCCUGCCGAGGGUGCUGUGCCUUCCCACGCUGCCGGGGAAGAUCUUUCUUGUUCGCUCUUGGGACAAGAUUACAGGAGUUGAAAACAAAUUUUGGAGCAUGUGUUGUGUAACAUUUGAAGUGUAAAUGCGUGCGAACAUUUCAAGUGGAGGUUCACAGUUAUCCGCACCAGCGGGGGUUGUGUGCGGGCUGCGGGGUGUGUGGUUUCUGGAGGAAAUGAUCAUUUUUAACUGAAGUGAUUUGAAUUCGGCUUCGGUUGCUGAAAGUCACUGGAAAAAAAAAAAGAAAAGUAAUAUAUUUUUGUUUUAAAGUUGUUGUCAUACGAGGUUUCACAGGAAAAUGGGCCAAAGAAUACAAUUAAAUAUGCAAAAGGUUAAUCCUAUGAAAAAGGGUAUCCUGUCAUCUUGAUAUGCACAAGCAUAUUAAUGGUAAUGGGAACAAUGUGUGUAAUUUUCCUGUAUAUUGCUAUGUAGGUUGCACUAUUUUGAAUGAUACAAGCCUGAUAUUUUAAUUACCAAAUACCAUAAGAAGCUGUUUAUUAAUAGUUUAACGUUGUUAACCUAAAUAUAUAUACAGUAUCCACACGUGUGCGUGCAUACACUUUCCAACCCUGUCAUGUCAGAGUCACCACCCAGAGCCAUGGGACACAUUUCAGCAGCAUUUGAGUGAUUCCCGUGUCUCCUUCCCAAAGCUCCCAGAUCACAAACCCGCCGGCAGCAUUUGUUGUGCUGUUUGAGACCUGUUGCGGAAGGGGCUGAAGGACUUGCUGGGAUUGGGAUUGCAUUUUGCUAGGACAUGUGAAACCACAUCAGAGUUCCUUGGAAUUGUUAAUUUGAAGUAAUUCCCAAGUUUUUUUUUUUCAAAGGGAGAAUUGAGUAGUUAUUAAUUUUUCCACCUUAAUGCAGAAACAGAGAAUUCUGUAGUGUCAAAUUUUCUCUACAGUUCAUUGCAAGUGUGUCUUGGAGAGCAACUUGCUCCAAGUCCUUCAUCUGCAAGAAGGAGAUUUUUAGCUAACUUGUUUUUACCUGACCUAGGUCUGGGUUCCAAAAUUGGGUAAACCACCUUUUGACUUAAAUAGGGGUGUGUGAGUGAUGGGAGAGCAGAUGCUUAGUACAGUUCACACUCAGAAUUAAAACAGAACAAAACCAAACCUCAUGUUGCAAAGGUAUGGAAGUUGCAUCACGUAAAAUGGAGUGCAGCUAGGAAGGAAACUAGUGCCAUUUUUAAUAGGAGCUGUUUACAGUUCAUACUUUCUAUCAGCUAUAAUAUUUUGAAAUAGUCUAAUUCAUUCCAGAACAUCUAUUUUGCACCGAUGGAGAACAGCUUGAUCCCUCCCACCACGUGCACAGUGUAGCUUGUGUCCUCCCCAUUGAAACCAGAAGUUACAAACAAAAUUCAUUAACAUGUUAGGCUGACUCCUACCUGAUUUUUAACUAACUAUGCUGUUUUUAUGCAAAAUUUACAUCCAUACAGUUCAGGUUCUCUCAGAAGCACUUCACCUGUCAGUUAAUAAUGUUAAUUCCAAUACAUCAGAUUCACACUAAACCUGAAGGGCAUUUUGUGCAUCCUUUCAUCCUGCUUAAUGAUUUUUGCUGGCUUAGAUGAAACUCUGAUGUUUCUGUGCUGCUAAACAAAAACCGCCAGAAAUUUUUUCUAAUCUCAAAUUACACUUUGAAAAAUGUUUUUACCUGUUUACUUGAAUAAUGUAAAUUUCAUGUGUUGUCCUGAUUAGUCUUUGUAUACAUAUAUGUAUAUAUAUAUAUAUGAGCUAUAGCUAAGCCUUAUAUAUAUGUAUAUGUAUAAAGUUUUUGGGGAGGAUGAGGGGCAAGACAAAAAUUCAGCAUUGUGACAAAGAUUUUACAACCAUUUAUUAACAGUUUCAAGUAAUGUAUUGCUAUUUGAGUUUGAUUAGAAAUCAUUUUCAGUUGAUAUCUGGAAAGAGAGAUGUAACUAAAAAUUAGUUUGGGGUCUUCAGUCGUCAUCCUAAGGCCGGUUUAGUUACAUUUGUUAUUUUGAGAAAAUAAGAAUUCACAGUAUUAAGUUGGGCUUUUGUUGAGAAAGAAAAUUAGUUAUUAGUACAGUUGGAAAAGUGUUCUUGUUCUGCUGCGGGAAAAAACUCCAAGUGUACUAAAUGGUACUGGUUACACGGAGCACUAAUCUACGUCACAGCAGAAGAAAUUGGCGUUCCAUAAAUAACGUCUUACCAGAAAUCUUGGAACCAUUUGAUUCCACAGACAGUAAAUUAAAAAGCCUAUCACUUCUGUUAUUUACUAGUGCAAUUUACUGUAACGCUCUCAAGAGCGUAAUAUUUUAAACCAAAGAGUAAGUAAUAAAUUUCCACUUGCUAGCAAAGAAUAGUAGAGAUUUGAAGACCUCUUAACACCUGGGGAAAUAAAUCAGUAUGUUAGAGUAGAAAUAAAAGAGGAUUGGUGAAGGAGAAUCAAGCAUAAAAUAAUUAAUUUUUAAGAGAAUCCAGAAUUUCAUUAUAAAAUUCAUAGUCUAAUGGAUUCUUCAAAAGAGAGGGUUUGGGGAAAAAGAGAAGAAUUAAAAACUAGUGUUGACAUUCCAACUGUUGCCUGUUUUAUUAGGUAGGUUUAGCAAACUGAAAUGAACUCACCCGCAAGCGUCUGUGCACGGGCAGUUGUAGCUGCCGUGUUGCAGAGAUGAUGCGCGAACCCCCGAAUGCCCCUGCACCCACCUGCAAAUCUGCAAAUCCCGGGAGGGCGGUGGGUCCACCCGGUGGUAACUUUGCAGCUGGAAGGAGCUGGGGGUCCCCGCUGCUCCCCCGCGUUCCGGCUCACAGCAGCUCACCCGACCGUCUUUAACCCAGUGCAUGACUGAGUGCUAAUACUGUAUAAAUAUUUUGAAACAUAUCUUAAAAAAACAAACAAAAAAAAUCUGUUUGCUUCAAACUUUUUACGAUAGAGAAAUAUAUAAUUAUUAUGGUUGUCUUACAGAUUGUAUUGUGUUCUUCAUUUUUGUUAAAUAUGUAGAAAAACAUUAAGGGAAUGGGGGACUCGAAUGUCUGUGUGUACCGAAAUGUAUAUAACUAUUUGGAGAAAACACAUGUGCCAAGUAUAACAUGAUGUAAAAAUUGUAAAUAUAUGAAAAAUUCAUUUUUCUAAUAAAGAUAAUUUCUGCAAAUUGAUAUGAAAAUGAACAA
Columba livia (rock pigeon) is the source of this 15403-nucleotide messenger RNA. RefSeq names its product glutamate ionotropic receptor NMDA type subunit 2A (gene GRIN2A). Gene Ontology annotation, biological process: monoatomic ion transport; excitatory postsynaptic potential; long-term synaptic potentiation. NCBI's taxonomy places the organism in Eukaryota, Metazoa, Chordata, Aves, Columbiformes, Columbidae. The record is from RefSeq and is a predicted model, not a curated record. Gene Ontology annotation, cellular component: NMDA selective glutamate receptor complex; plasma membrane. The coding region runs from base 1001 to 5377 and encodes 1458 amino acids. Gene Ontology annotation, molecular function: NMDA glutamate receptor activity. The transcript is spliced from 14 exons.